Molecule: messenger RNA, 3027 nt
Organism: Laccaria bicolor S238N-H82
Lineage: Eukaryota; Fungi; Basidiomycota; Agaricomycetes; Agaricales; Hydnangiaceae
Exons: 14
Coding region: 1-3027 (1008 amino acids)
Source: RefSeq, a predicted model, not a curated record
AUGUCCACACCUGGAGAGGUUCUCCCCAAGCGACGCGUCACUGCUGAUGGCGAGUUAGGCCAACUACACAACAAAUAUUCUCGCAAACGACGACGCACCAAGGAAGAGAUCGCCGCCGAUAAAGCAAGAGAGGCGGAGGAAAAGGUAGAAAAAGAGCAACAGGCAGCUGAAGCCCACGCAGAAUCGUUGCGCAUUGCUGCUAGAAAAGAAGAUGACGUUCAGCGUCGUGAGGCUCAGAUCAGAGCGAAUUCUACACGCCCCGACCUUGUGACAAUGGCGGCUCACCGAAAAUACCGUGCCAGAGAGGCAGAGGAAGCAGAAAUGGACAUUGACGAGUUAGCAGCUGAGGCUGACAAUUCGGAGGGUGCACUCACCGAUGACCCUAUCCAGUUGCCACCUUUGUCGACCAUGGGGACAGACUCUGAACCCGAUUUUACCUUGCGUAACGAAGGAUUUGAGGGUGAAGAGAGUGGAAGCGAUGAUGAAUACGAACCUGAUCGUGAAGAGGGGAGCGCGAAGGACACAGGGCGAAAGAAUUCCAUGGUUGCGGAGGGGGAAGACGACGAGGAUGAGGCCCGUCUCUUCCAGGAGUUUCUGGCAAUGCGUAGGAAGGGGGAAAAGUUGAAGAAGAAGAAGGCGGCUGAGAAGAAACCUGAACGCGGCGCUCUUCGUGCACAGAUUGAACAACUGAGGGAUGAGCCCACUCCUGCGCCCACUCCGCUGAGUGCCAAACGGAAGACUAUGGUGGCCAUUGAUGUUGACGAAAGUCCAAAAAAAGGGAAGCGCGCAAAACCCGCGGAGAUUGGCGGGCUCAAGUCAAACUGGAAGAAGCUCGUCGGUGUUGAUAAGCGCCCUCCGCCAUCCAACAAACGUGAAUCCUCACCCAACAUCACUGACGACUUGGACAAUGAACUCAAGGGUGAGUUUGCGGGGGACGAGAGCGCUACUAAUCUAGCAUCUGCACGCAAAUCGAAGACCACGGACGCUGCUGUGAAAAAAACUCUUUCAAAGGGAACAGCUCAGAUGGGGAUCACCCUGCAAGCCAAGGUGGAGCCUGCGGACACUCCACUUCCAGUCAGAAGUGAAAAACCGCCAAAAUCGACCUACGUGAAUGGGGACCUUCCCUUCGAAAACCAUCGCCGCGACCUCAAGGACUGGCAGCACAAGUUCAUCCCCGAGUUGUGCGACUGGGCGGGGACCAUCGAGCAACCCUUCACGGCCAAUGCUCACCCGGAUUUCGCUCAUAUUGUCGAAACACUUUGGGCUAGUUACUUUCCCACUACAGGGGUGGCUACUGAUGCUGUCCAUUUCAUGGCGUGGUCCGCACUGAAGAAUUGGAGGAGCGACAUUGGCAAGCGUGUUCUUGCAUACCUCAAGAACCUUUUCGCAAACAAGCCGUUCAAUAACGAUGCAGUCAAAAUUCAAGAAUACGUGGCCGCUAAUCUCCUCAAAGUAACCUUUAUCUACCGUGAUCAAAAGAAUAUGACAGGAGCGUAUCGCUCUGACAUUGUUCUAGAUGUGUUCGCUUCCCAUCUUCGAUAUGUCAUGCAGGUUGCCUCAACCCAUGGAGACCAAACAGGCGCGAUGUCUGUCUGCGUAGCAGCGGUGGAACGCGGGUUGACGCUGUGGAAGAACGGAAGGGAACCAUCAGCUGCUGAUGCCACCAAAAAGAAUUUCGUUGUCAACCCCUGGGCUGAACACGCACACAGAUAUCUUCCGAAGAUCAAGGAACUGUCGGUGAAGAAGUGGGAAGCGAUCAUUCAACUGGCCGCCCCCUUCAUCAAGAACCCGGACCUCAUCAUCGAUCUUACAGAGGAAAGCUACAUCAAGGAUGACAUGCGAGGAGACGUUCAGCUCUCUCCAGACGAAGAUUCAGAGGGUUUGUGGUCCCAUAAUGAAAUUGUGGUUUUGUCAACGAUCAAGUUAUCGCCGCAAAAUCUGUCAUCUCAGGUCGAGAGUCUUGCUACCGCUGAGCCAAAGCCGACUUCUGCCUCGAAAUAUGCUACCUGUCUUGAAAUUCACGGUCUAUAUCUCCUGAAAGACAGGGAUGUACCUUCAGGAGAGGAGGCCAAGGUUAGGACAUUCCUCUUCCCAGCAGUUGCGUCCUUGACUGGGUUCGAACAGUCAUCAUACAAAACCUCAAGACUUUCUCUCUGGGCCACCCGAUUCAGCAUUCUUGAACAUCACACAUCUGAACUUGAAGGAAACAUUUGGUCGUCUUUGCGGUUGGAAAACAUACAUCUCCAUGAUAUCGUCACGGAUCACAUCCAACUGGCCCUCAUCGAGUAUCUAACAUCAUUCUCUGGGCUUCGACGUCUCAGACUUAGACGAGCUUCACGGUUUUCCAUGACGCCACUUCCAUCUGAUCAACUUGCCAUCAUGUUUUAUGAACGGGCUCUACAAAACCACAUCCGUUCCCUCGAAUCCCUCGAAAUCGACACAGGAUAUGAAGGGAAUUGGUCCUUUCCGAACUACUGUGCCAGCAUAAUACAACAAUGUGGAUGCCUAACCACUCUUAAAUUACCCAUCGACUCUAAGGACAUCGGAGAAGAGGACGACGAUGAGGAGGAUGAGGAUGGAAACGAAGAUGGAGAUGACGACAACGGUGACGGUGAUGAGGAGAAUUCACCCCCUGGCAGAGGCAAUCGCAAUGCAGUUUGGUUACUUUUGGACAUCUGCGCAAAUCUACCUGUUUUGAGGGCUGUUGAAUUACUGAGUACUUCUCAAGAAAGCACUCGAGGGGACUACGCAUAUGAGUAUACCGCUGAUAGGCAUGCUCGGAUGGAUGGCAAAAUCGCCAAUAGAGUGAAAAGUUAUGGGCCGAUCACCUCCGGUCAUGCGUUCCGCGUUUCCGUAGCUCGAGAAGAAUUUGAGUUGCGGUGUGAUGAGUUGGGUAUGAACGUUGGGUACCGACGUAUUAGCGUGGACACUGAUGAAUCUGGGUGGAUAAUGGAAUGCAAACCAAAAUGCAUUGGUGCAUAUCGAGUUCUCGACGUGGUUCUGCAUCGUCUCCACGAACAGGUGUAA